AUGUCUAACGACCAGGAACGAGUGCACAACCGGAUGGCUGGAUCUGAGGAAACAUUGUACGGGACAAAUACACCGCAUAAUCAUUCCGUAGAGAAAGUGCCUACUGGUAGUACUGAUAAGAGUAAAGUGCGCAAGGACGAAGAAUUAUCAAAUCUUUCGGACAUAGCCCUCGUCAAUUAUCAAAAGACGGACGAUGAACUCAACGAUGUUCCCACACAAGUCAAAUCCAGUGAAGUACUGGCACCAGAAACCGAUUUAGAUGCAGGCAUCAUUGGUUGGGAUGGCCAGGACGAUCCAAAUAACCCUCAAAACUUUCCUCCGAGCCGGAAAUGGCUUCUUCUAGGACUGAUAUCAAGCAUUACUGUUGUCAGUCCUCUGGCAUCUUCUAUGGUUGCCCCCGGUGUGCCUUAUAUCGAAAAGACAUUCAAUAACCAUAACGAUACAUUAAGUACCUUUACUGUUACUGUCUUCCUUCUAGGCAUUGUGUUUGGACCACUUUUCUUAUCGCCAUUGUCGGAGAUUUAUGGAAGACGCCCUGUACUCUGUGCAUCCAACAUUUUCUUCUGUCUCUUUCAAAUAGGCUGCGCUCUUGCUCCUAACCUCACCGCGCUUAUAAUAUUUCGUUUCUUUGCAGGCGUUGGUGGUUCCGGAUGUUUGGCACUCGGUGGUGGCGUGAUCGCUGAUCUCUUUCGACGGGAACAACGUGGAGCAGCUUCAGCAGCUUAUACGAUCGGUCCUUUGUUUGGACCUGUCAUAGGGCCCAUAUGCGGUGGCUUCAUAGCCGAAAGGGUCGGCUGGCAUUGGAUCUUUUGGGCCAUAUUCUGUGCGGCCACAGUGACGACAAUCGGUAUCGAAAUAUUCAACCGCGAGACUUAUCCUCCUGUUCUGAUGCGAAGAAAAACUCAGAAGCUCCGUAUAGAGCUUAAUCGCCCUGAACUACUGUCCUGCUAUGAUCUAGGAGGUGAUCCUGACACCAAGACAGUUCUCCUUAAUGGCCUUCUUCGACCACUGAAAAUGUUGUUCCUGUCACCAAUCGUUUUCAUACUUUCACUAUACAUAUGCUUUGCCUACAGUCUAUUGUACCUUUUAUUUACAACAAUCACCCCGGUAUUUCAAGAAACAUAUGGAUGGAGUGUAGGUCUCUGUGGCCUCGCAUAUAUCGGCAUCGGCAUUGGUUUCUUCUCCGGUCUAGCUCUCGUAACCAAGAUCUCCGACGCAACCGUAAUUCGCAUGACCGCCGCCAACAACGGAAUCUUUGAGCCGGAAAUGCGUUUACCAGCCUGUCUCUUCUUUUCGUUCUUCAUCCCUAUCACCUUUUUCUGGUAUGGAUGGUCGGCUGAUAAACAUGCUCAUUGGAUUAUCCCGGUUAUAGGUCUGAUACCUUUUGGAUUUGGGAUGAUGGGAGUUUUUAUUCCGAUUCAGACAUAUAUCAUUGAUAGUUUUCCGUUAUUUGCUGCAAGUGCAACGGCGGCGAUGACGGCUAGUCGGAGUCUUUUCGGGGCGGUGUUACCGCUGGCUGCACCAAGUAUUUAUGCGAAGUUGGGCCUGGGAUGGGGAAAUACUAUGUUGGGAUUCAUUGCAGUGGCGAUGAUUCCGGCGACGGGAUUGAUCUAUAGAUAUGGAGGGCAGAUCAGAAAGAGGUUUCCACUUAAUCUUUGA
Molecule: messenger RNA, 1659 nt
Organism: Sclerotinia borealis F-4128
Lineage: Eukaryota; Fungi; Ascomycota; Leotiomycetes; Helotiales; Sclerotiniaceae
Source: the annotation of a GenBank genome assembly